AACCUGUUUUUCCCGGUCUCAUUCAGCUUCCUGCGUCUCACUAUUGGCGUUACGCCUGCGGAUUGACCGCUUCGAAUAGUGUAUGAUACGGUGUGCGAACGAAAGGAUGACCCGUAUAGGAAAGCAAGUUUAGUAAGGUCGCUGGGUAUAAAUUUGAGCCUAUACGCACUUCAAAAAAUGGCAGUCCCAGACAGUUUUCACCAUACACUACUGACCUCCAAGAAUCAUUCACCACUGUCUAUUCAACUAGAUCGUCAGAUAUAACUUCUACUCUUUAACGAUUCAACUACUACCCAACCAUGGCAGCCACGAUUCCGACUACAAAGAGCAUUGGCAGCGUUGGCGGUUGGUUGCCCCCCAACUCUAAUGUCAUGCUUGACUGGGUCAGAAAACUCGUCAAGAAAGUAGACGAUGCUCCUAAAACACCUUAUCGCGGCAGGCCCGGUGGUUCGUUUUAUCCUCCGGAAGUCAAAGAGCUCCAGGAUUUGAUUGAAAGUACUGUGGAGCAUCGUAUGUUGGCGUCGGCUAUGUUUGAUGAGGUUCCCAAUAAGCCUCCUUAUAACCGCGAUCCGAAAGGGACUAAAACGAUUCGCGGCUAUCGACAUAUGCUUAGAAUAAUGAGCUGCAUCAUGACCAAGGUUGCUCCAGAGUGGAGCCAGGAUGGUUACGACAAUGGCUUGAUUGGCUUCCCGUUCAACGCCAUCCUAGAUUGGCCCAUGGCUACCCCUAGUGGGUAUGCGUUCUUUCUCAAAGCAGAUGUGAACGAGAAAUUCAAGAACAUCCUUAACACCUGGAAGACGAAUAUCCUUGUGACCGAAGUUUCCAGGGAUUUGGUUCUGACUAAGGAGCCCAAUGGGUGGUUCAGCGAACAGGCACUAAAAGUCCUUACGGAGGAUAGCAACCCCACGACGGAGUCAGAUCCUAUACCAUUUGACGUACUCUUCAAAUGCGACAAGACAGACCCCCACUACGGAUUUGCUUCAUGGGAUGACUUCUUCACUAGAAGCUUUAGGAACAUGGAUGUGGACCGACCUGUUGAGGAAAAGGAAGAUGAAUAUUGGGUAGUGACCUCGUGCGAGUCCAAAAUAUUUUCCAUGCAGAGGAAUGUGAAUAAGCUAGAUAGCUUUUGGUUGAAAGGACAACCGUAUUCGGUGAAAGAGAUGGUGGUGGGACCAGACGACUCGGAAUUCCCAGACGACACUGUGGACAAGUUCGUCGGCGGUACCGUCUAUCAGGCUUUCCUCAGUGCUACUUCUUACCAUCGCUGGCACUCGCCGGUGAAAGGAAAGGUUGUAUAUGCUAAAGUCAUUGAUGGGACUCUAUUUUCCGAACCACCCAUUAAUGGCUUCUAUAACCCCGAUGACAACCCUGACCACAAGCCUGAUCCCGCCGGACCUGACUUAUCCCAAGGUUACAUCACUCACGUUGCAACACGUGCCGUGUACUUCAUUGAUACAGAAGGUCCCGCUGGUUUGGUCGGCGCUGUCUACGUGGGUAUGGCUGACGUAUCUACAUGUGAGAUCGGAGCGAAAUUCAAGAGGCUAGAAAAACAGGUUGGGCUUACGGAGGAGGGAGUUGAAGUCGAGAAAGGAGAGGAGAUUGGGAUGUUUCACCACGGCGGUUCCACUCAUUGCCUUCUCUUCGAAAAGGAUGUGAAAUUGUUAUUUGCAUUUGAAACUGGCUUAAAAGAUGCUGACAAGAACUUUCCAAUUCGGAGCAAGUUAGCUCAGGUUCAGCAGUAAGUAGUGCGAUAAGGUUAACGAAAAAGGAAAAAGAACGCCUUAAAUGUUAUUUCAGUAACUUUAGACUAGAAUUUGAGAAAUUAACAGUCUUACGCCCGUUUACGCCAUUAGCGCCAUAUAACACAU
Messenger RNA from Daldinia loculata, 1868 nucleotides. RefSeq names its product Phophatidylserine decarboxylase-domain-containing protein. Lineage: Eukaryota; Fungi; Ascomycota; Sordariomycetes; Xylariales; Hypoxylaceae. Gene Ontology annotation, biological process: phosphatidylethanolamine biosynthetic process. Gene Ontology annotation, cellular component: mitochondrion. The record is from RefSeq and is a predicted model, not a curated record. Gene Ontology annotation, molecular function: phosphatidylserine decarboxylase activity. Bases 300 to 1742 code for a protein of 480 amino acids. The transcript has a single exon.